Penicillium waksmanii is the source of this 1308-nucleotide messenger RNA. Its product is annotated as OSBP family protein. Gene Ontology annotation, molecular function: sterol binding. The transcript is spliced from 7 exons. The record is from RefSeq and is a predicted model, not a curated record. Bases 1 to 1308 code for a protein of 435 amino acids. Gene Ontology annotation, cellular component: intracellular membrane-bounded organelle; cortical endoplasmic reticulum; cytosol. NCBI's taxonomy places the organism in Eukaryota, Fungi, Ascomycota, Eurotiomycetes, Eurotiales, Aspergillaceae.
AUGUCUGACUCCCAUCAACCAGGUCGAUCCUCUGUUGACGACUCACCCGUCAGCGGUGAAGAUGAAGUCGUCGAGCCUGAUCAGGGAAAUGUGCUUUCCCACAUUAUUUCCCAACUGCGACCGGGUGCCGACUUGAGUCGAGUCGUCCUACCGACUUUUAUUCUCGAGCCCCGGUCCAUGCUUGAGCGCAUCACCAAUUUCAUGGCCCACCCCGAAACCCUCCUCCCCAUGACGACGAUUGACGAUCCCACCGAACGAUUUAUCUCCGUUGUCAAGUUCUAUCUAAGCGGCUGGCAUAUCAAACCCCCAGGAGUGAAGAAACCUUUGAAUCCCAUUCUUGGAGAGACCUUUACUAGCCACUGGGACUACCCCGAUGGAACGCGCGGAUACUAUGUCUCGGAGCAAACCUCCCACCACCCGCCCAAGUCGAGCUACUUUUUCAUGGCCCCGGAGCACCAUAUUCGCAUCGAUGGCACACUGAAGCCCCGCAGCAAGUUCUUGGGUAACUCAGCUGCUAGCAUGAUGGAAGGAAUCGCCAUUCUGCGCCUGUUGAACCACGGUGAAGACAAAGAGAAGGGCGAGCGAUAUAUUUUGACGCAGCCCAACAUGUACGCCCGCGGUAUUCUUUUUGGAAAGAUGAAGUAUGAGCUUGGCGAUCACAGCUACGUGCGAUGCCCGGAGCACAACCUCGUGGCAGAUAUCGAGUUUAAGACCAAGGGCUACUUCUCAGGCACAUAUAAUGCUAUUGGAGGCACAAUCAAAAAUGAGAAGACAGGGGAAGUUCUAUAUGAAUUAUCCGGUCUAUGGAAUGGCGAGAUGUACCUGAAAGAUGUCAAAACCCACCACAAAGAACUUUUAUUCGAUGCGACACACGCGAAGCACUCGAAGCCCACGUCGCGCCCGAUCGAGGAACAAGGCGAGCGUGAAUCGCAACGUCUGUGGCUCGAAACAGUCAAGGCGAUCAAUGCUCGCAAUCACGAAGCGGCAACGGACGAAAAGACCAAGAUUGAAGACCGGCAACGAGAAGAGGCCGCCAAGCGCGCGGAUGAAGGCGUUGAAUGGCGGCCCCGACUGUUCCGUGCCGUGGAGGGUGGACCUGGCGGUCAGGACGAGGGAGAAGAGGACCUCGACUGGAUCAUCAACGCCGAAGUUGAUGCGCAUGAUCCCGAGACCGCCAAGAAACAAAUCCUCGCCAUCGCGCCCAUCGUCAAAGGUCAGAAACAAUCAACUCAAUUUCAAAUCCCGCCGCAUCAGCCCAAGGCUUCCAUGACGCACCCGGUGCCCCAAACUACAGGACUCGGCAGCUAA